UUUGGUCAUAAAGACAUACUGACCGGCAGGUAGCGUCCACGUAUUAGAUUUAUAAUAAACUUGAAAUCACGGGCCUGUAGCCGCCCCAGAAAAUGCCAACUGCUUGAACAGCAAUCAAUCGAACCAGGAUGAUUCUGCCGGAACGCAGCCGCUUCGUGAUCUAUGCCUUGGGCAUUUUCGUUUGCUACUUUCUGUACGGCAUUGUGCAGGAGAAGCUGACGCGGGGCCGCUACGGAGAGGAAGUGCAAACGGACGGAUCCGUGGGCGAACGCUUCACCUAUGCCUUGGCCCUGGUGUGGGUACAGUGCCUCUGCAACUAUGUAUUUGCCAAAGGCCUUCUGACCGUGCGUCCGCAAAAAGAGGACACAACCCAUGUGGGAUCCUAUGUGGCCUGCUCCCUCACGUAUCUGCUGGCUAUGGUGUCAACUAAUAUGGCCAUGCGCUGGGUGCCAUAUCCAACGGCUGUGGUUGGUAAGUCCGCCAAGCCAAUUCCAGUUAUGAUCCUGGGCGUGCUCAUUGGAAGAAAGUCGUACAGCUGGACGCGAUACGCCUGUGUGCUCACCAUUGUGCUGGGCGUUAUUCUGUUCAUGUACAAAGAAGGCAAGGUGUCCAAUUUGCCGGCAGAGACAACAAUGCUGGGUGAGGUGUUGCUCUUCCUCAGUCUCUCUAUGGAUGGCUUAACCGGCGCUGUACAGGAGCGCAUCCGAGCAGCAAGUGCGCCGUCGGGUCAGCAGAUGAUGAAAGCAAUGAACUUCUGGAGCACACUGAUGCUGGGCGCGGCCAUGGUUUUCACCGGAGAGGCGAAGGAGUUCCUGUAUUUCACACUUCGGCAUCCAGAGGCCUGGACCCAUUUGUCCCUGAUUUCUGUGUGCGGUGUCCUCGGGCAGUUUUUCAUAUUUCUAAUGGUAGCCAACUUUGGGCCGCUGGCCUGCUCCGUUGUCACAACCACGCGCAAGUUCUUUACUGUUUUGUGCUCUGUUCUGCUCUUCGGCAACGUCUUAAUUGCCCGCCAAUGGCUUGGAGCGGUCCUCGUCUUCGCCGCAUUAUUCGUGGACAUGUUGUACGGGAAGCAGAAGUCGCCAGCAGCGCCCGCCAAGAAGCCACCCGCCGAAGGUAGGGUGUCAGAGGAGAUGAAAAAGCUGACUUCGUAGAAUUUUUCGUGUGCUAAUGUACACAUGUAUGUACAUACAUAACCACUUUUAGCGAAGACAACGCUUUCGACUUUCUGUUAAUCGUACAAAGGGUUUGCUUUAGCUAUAGCGAAAAUAUGACAUUCGAUUCGAUUGAUCUGCAAAACCCAAAAAAAAAAAA
Messenger RNA from Drosophila serrata, 1311 nucleotides. RefSeq names its product Solute carrier family 35 member B1 homolog meigo (gene meigo). Gene Ontology annotation, cellular component: Golgi membrane; endoplasmic reticulum membrane. The record is from RefSeq and is a predicted model, not a curated record. Gene Ontology annotation, molecular function: UDP-glucose transmembrane transporter activity; UDP-galactose transmembrane transporter activity. Gene Ontology annotation, biological process: UDP-galactose transmembrane transport. NCBI's taxonomy places the organism in Eukaryota, Metazoa, Arthropoda, Insecta, Diptera, Drosophilidae.